UUAAAUCAAGAGAGCUAUACAAUCCCACAUAUUACCAAUGAAGUUCACAAACCCUCGAGUCCUGCUUUUCAUUCUCUCUGUCCUUUCACUCUCGAUACCAUGGACAACUGCAGGAACAGUUUCCAUUGAUCGCUUUCUCCAAUGCCUCACAAAAUAUCCUCACCCUGCCCACACAAUCCAAGGAUCAAUUUACACCCCUCAAAAUAGCUCAUUUCAAUCUGUUUUGGUAGCACAUAUCAAUAAUCGCAGAUAUUCUACAGCCGCAACUCCAAAACCUCUGGCCAUAAUAGCCGCCAAGAAUGAGUCCCAUGUCCAAGCAACAGUGCUUUGUGCCAAACAUCAUGGGUUGCAAAUUAAAAUCCGAAGUGGCGGCCAUGAUUUCGAGGGUUUAUCUUACACGUCGGAUGUGCCAUUCGUCAUUCUCGACAUGUUUAAUAUUAACUCCAUUGAUGUUAAUGUUGCGGAUGAGAGCGCUUGGGUUCACUCUGGAGCUACUCUUGGAGAAGUUUAUUAUGCAAUUGCUGCAAAAACCAACGUUUACGGCUUUCCUGCUGGGAUUUGUCCAACGGUUGGUGCUGGUGGCCAUUUUAGUGGCGGCGGCUAUGGGUUUAUGAUGAGAAAGUAUGGGCUUAGCAUCGAUAAUAUCGUGGAUGCUAAGCUAGUUACUGCUAAUGGUAGAAUCCUUGAUAGAAAGUCAAUGGGAGAGGACCUUUUCUGGGCCAUCAGAGGAGGUGGUGGAGCUAGCUUUGGAGUUAUUCUUUCAUGGAAGCUCAAGCUGGUACCAGUUCCACCCAAAGUGACUGUGUUCAACCUUACCAGGACCAUAGAGGAAGGUGUUACAGAUUUGGUUUACAAGUGGCAAACUGUUGCACCCAAGCUGCCCAAAGAGGUCUUCCUCAGAGCACAGCCACAAGUGAAGAAUAUUGAUACCAAGGGAAACAAGACUGUGGGAGUAUCAUUCAUUGGCCAUUUCUUGGGAACAAGUGACAAGGUUGUGGCAUUGUUGAAUGAGAGUUUCCCUGAACUGGGCUUACAACGAAAAAACUGCUAUGAAGUGAGCUGGGUGGAAUCCACUGUAUUUUGGGCUGAAAGUCCUAUUGGAACCCCCAUAGAAAUUCUUCUCAGCAAGCCAACUGAACCAGAGACCUUCUACAAAGGUAAGUCAGACUAUGUGAAGGAACCAAUUCCAAAACAUGUUUUUGAUUCUAUAUGGAAGAAGAUGAUUGAGAUAGAGCACAUUUGGUUGGAUUGGAACCCUUAUGGUGGAAGAAUGAGUGAGAUUUCCGAGUCAGCAACUCCAUACCCUCACAGGGCCGGAAACCUAUUUUUUGCUCUAUACUAUUCGUCGUGGUAUGACGAAGGGACUGAGGCCACCAACAAGUACGUUCGCUUAACAAGAGAGUUGUAUGACAUGAUGACACCAUAUGUCUCCAAGAAUCCAAGAGAGGCCUUCCAAAACUACAGGGAUCUCGACAUCGGUGCGAACCAAGAUAAUAAGACUAACUUUGAAACUGCUACACUUUAUGGAAGGAAGUACUUCAAAGGAAAUUUUGAUAGAUUGGUGCGUGUGAAAACCAUGGUCGAUCCUCAUAAUUUUUUCAAGCAUAAGCAAAGUAUCCCUCCUCUUUAGAGAGAGAUGUAUACUAUAUGUUUAUGUGAUAUCUGUAACGAAUAAAUUCCACCUCUAAGAGAGAGAGAGAGAGAGAGAUAGAAUAAGUGGGAGGUUAACAUAAAUCAUCUUAUGAGCUAUGUGUCAUGCUUGAUGAUGUUAUUAAUUUUACCAAAGUAUUCAUUUC
Prunus mume (Japanese apricot) is the source of this 1796-nucleotide messenger RNA. NCBI's taxonomy places the organism in Eukaryota, Viridiplantae, Streptophyta, Magnoliopsida, Rosales, Rosaceae. The record is from RefSeq and is a predicted model, not a curated record.